CAACUAUCUAGCUUGAAGUUCCACUGAACUCGAUCUGCGCUGAGGCUGAGCAAUGGGGCGAAGGCUGCAAUGGUGCUGCACCAUUGACAGAUUCCUCGCAGCUUAUCAACAACGAUGUGGCUUGUGCCUCUUUCAGAUCUUAGUUACCUAGCGCUUCUACCGUGGAGGAUCUCAGCGUGCAACACAACACAAAUGCUGCACCUUUCAUAUCAAUGGGCUCAGCUUAUCCACACAACUUCCCGCUUUGCUGAGAACUGCAGUUCAGCCACCACCACCUGGAAUCUAACAUCGCUGGUUCCAGGGCAAAGUGGCACCUUUUGGCAGCUGCCCUUCAUGACUCCUGGACACAUGCCGUCCAGGGGAAUCCCAAGCUUGACAAGUUUCUGCUCAGGCAAUAUACUGCAUGAAAACUAGGUGGAAUCAAAGAGUGCCGCUCUGGUCCUCGAACCAGUGGUGGCAAUUGACCUUUUAACUCUAUGAAUAUGCUGCUGAAUCGGUGGGCUAGGGCUGAUUUGAAUGUCGUCUGAGCGGUCUCAGCUUCCUUCUUGAGCACCAUAAUUCAGACAAAUAGUACGCUCACGCUGUACCCCCAAGGGUGUCUUCAUGCUAAAUAUCUGCAACGCCGUCAAAGGAAAGAGCUUUUUGGGCUUUGCCGGCUCUUUGGAUAGCCAUUUUCAGUGUGAGGGUGACAAGACAUCUACUCUAUCAGGGCCAAAGACAGCCCUGCCCCUGAGGAUGAUCACUCCUGUUAUCGCCUUGACAACGUGAGCCUCCAACUGUUUAUAGCAUCAAGUAUAAUCUCAGCAAGGUAUCGCCUGUCCCCCUUUCGCCCAUCCUAUGGCAGCACUUUCUCCAACAGACUUUGCACGAGGGGCCCGGUACUUUGUUGAUGUUUGGAACACCUUCCGAGAUGAGCAGGCAGAGUGGGUGGAGUUCCCCCUGGAUGUGGCGGCUGUGCAUCAGGUCAGUGGUUACGUCGCCCUGUCGAACAUUCCAGCAAUGAGCGCAACACCGUCAGAGAUCGCCGCUGAAUCAUCCAUGCUUACUGGUCUUGAAGAGCCCUUAGAUGAGCUUGAUGAAGACACAGCCACCCUGGUGUUUCCCAGCACCGCAGCAGCGCACACGUACGACUUCCAUAUGGUGUACAGCCCAGCGUACCGAGUACCGUUUCUGCUUCUGAGGGGGCAAAGACUGGAUGGUACGCUGCUGACAGAGGAAGAGAUGGCUGCUGACCUUCCGGCUCAGACAGCGGAACUUGUGAACGAUGGCAGAAAGUGGCUGUUUCUGACCCGCCAGGAUCACCCCUAUCUAAACCAGCCCUGGUCGGCUCUUCAUCCUUGCGAAACCGCUCAGAUGAUGAAACUUUUGAUGGGCCAAGAGUCCAUACAGACAAGCGGAGAGAACGAAGAGAAGACGAAGUCUGGUGAGAUAAGAGCAGCAAAGUACUUCUUAGCAUGGUUCAGCGUUGCCGGUCCAGUCGUAGGGCUCACCUUGCCUCUCGACGCCUAUCGUUUCCAACUGUGAUCGAUUGGAGCAAGAACGUGCAGAGAUGCUAUUACCGACGAGUAUCUCUUAGACCAAAAAAGAGUUUGGAUUCCAAGUACGUUGCUUCGGAUCUCAAUAUUUUGAACUGUACGUACGGUAGUGCGCAGUUGGACAUGCAUCUUUGGGUGCAACGCGGGCGGCCGG
This is a messenger RNA of Klebsormidium nitens, 1689 nucleotides long. NCBI's taxonomy places the organism in Eukaryota, Viridiplantae, Streptophyta, Klebsormidiophyceae, Klebsormidiales, Klebsormidiaceae. The record is from the annotation of a GenBank genome assembly.